CAAAGCGCUCGCUGCUGCGCAAACUACUGCACAACUGAACGUAUCUCUCCGAACAGUUGAUAAGUAUAAUUGUCCAGGCAGAGCUGAGCCUCCGAAGGUCUCUUUCACUUCUCCGGAAACAUCCACGAUGCUCUGCUGGAGGCUCUGAAGUCUCUGCGCUGAGUCGGACCAGUUUUGGAGUCUCUAUCGGUGCGCUUCGGUUUGGACACACGAUCUGCUGGACUGGUGGCAUCGGUUCCUUAAAAUUUAACUUUGCUGGUGUGUUUUGUACGCGGAGGAUUGUUGUUUUGAAGUGCAUUUGGAGCCGUUUUACUUUGCAUUUUGUGUGUGUGGGGGUCGCUAUUGAUAUGUAGGAAAGCGCGCGUAUGGGGCAGAUAUGCUUUGGCACCGUGGAAGUUUAUCCUCCUACACUCCCAUCUUUGCAUUUUGAUUGUUAAACUUUAACAAAGGGUUGAAACGACGGGGAGAAAUGGCCAACGAGAGGAAACCGCGGCUUUGCAUCAUGGCAAAAGGGGACAACGGGUAUGGAUUUCACUUGCAUGGCGAGAAAGGCAAGAGCGGGCAGUUCAUCCGCAAAGUGGAGGCUGGAUCCCCCGCAGAAGCGUCGGGGCUGCGCGCCGGGGACAGAGUGGUGGCGGUGAACGGAGUUAAUGUGGAGAAAGAGACGCACCACCAGGUGGUCCAGCGGAUCAAAGCCGUGGACCAUGAGACCCGGCUGCUGGUGGUCGACCAGGAGACCCAUGAAAGUCUUCGCAGCCUUCGCCUCACAGCCACAGAGGAGAUGGCCAUCGUGGGGACGGGGCCUCUUCCUCCUUCCUCUUCCUCACCCCCGGCCUCACCCUCCCCUGCACCGUCCUCCACCCCAUCGUCCCCCAUAAAGAAGCGGGAGAACGGCUCGGUGUCCAAGCAGCCCGUCGCUCUGAGUGGUCAGGUCCAGAAACCCACCAGGAGGUCGCCGUCAAAGGCUGCUAAGAAGGAGGCCGUCACCCCGGUAGAAACUAACAUCCAGGCCCCCGUCUCUGAACUCGUCCCACGUCUCUGCCACCUGGUCCGGUCUGAGACGGGCUACGGCUUCAACCUCCACAGCGAGCGCUCGAGGCCCGGACAGUACAUCCGAUCCCUGGAUCCCGGAUCACCUGCAGACCACGCCGGGCUCCGACCACAAGACAGACUCAUCGAGGUAAAUGGUGUGAACAUCGAGGGCAUGCGGCAUGCGGAGGUGGUGGCCUUCAUAAAGAAAGGCGGAGAUGAGACCUGGCUGCUGGUGGUGGAUCCAGAAACAGACGAACACUUCAAGAGGAGGGGAACGAUCCCGACAGUCAACCAUCUCAAAGACUACGAUGGUCCCUCCAUAUCCAACGGCUCUCCCAGCCCUCAGAUCAACGGCAGCUCCACCACACAGUCCAUCCGCUCCACGCACUCCGACCUCAGCAGCCACGGCAACAGCACGCAGCUGGCCGACGACGAGGGCGGCCGGCUGGACCCGUUCGCUGAGAUGGGUUUGACUCUGAGCGCCACAGCGGCAGAAGAAAAGAUGAAGGUUCACGCCAAAGAAAAGAAGAAGGCGCCACAGAUGGACUGGAUGAAGAAAUACGAGCUUUUCAGCAAUUUCUGAGAUGUUCCCCUCUUUUCUGAGACACUUCAAAGACCAAAGGACGGAGCCCUGAGCGUGGACCACUUUGUGCUAUUGGAGAACGUCCCUCUUCAGACACAGAUUGUGCUUUUUUUUUUCUUGGAAGAAAGCAUAAAAAUCACCCACAUGGCAGAACAUAAUUUGUUGCUGGACUCAAGCGUGACAAAAAAAAGACUUGAGCAGCUCCUCUUCCUUCAGAGUAUGACACAAAGUGCUGAACGACUAAAAAACUGUGCUUAAAAUGCUAAAAAUCAAACUGUUCAGAAGGGAUAGUAUCUUAAAAAUGUACAUGAACUGCUGGGAACUCUGCAGACAAAUAUUCACAAAUUUGCCUCGAUCCCCGUCAAUAUAAUCCUUUAAUCAUCCCAUUCUCUCCUCUCAUAGAGACUCAUUUCCACAACUAUUUUUAUAUUUAAAAAUCAUUUAAAAAUAUAUAUAUAAAUAAACAGCAUCCCUUCAUCUUAGACUGCAUCUUAAAGAGUUUUAUGGACACUGUGACCAUAUUGAUUGUGGAUAUUGUGAGAGUUUUGGACCAGGAAGAUCACUGUGAAAGAGUUGAGACCUCCAGCAUUUAAUAAUAGCUGCUGACAGAAGAGGACGGCCGUUUAUCCCACAUGUAUUUGUACCUUUACAUUAACUGAGCUGCAUCAGAUCAUUAUUCAGAAGGAAUACUUGUUAUUUAAGUGUAUUACCACUAACCUCUUCUCACUAAGUGCUCCGGUGCAGACAUGCACAGCAACAGGGAGGCACCACUAACAUUAUUAUUAAACAGAAAUACAAGAAGGAAGUUUCCUUGGGAAAAAUGGCAUGAGGGACGAGGCUCGAUGUGUGCAGCAGAGGGCAAGCUUACGCUACGAACAGAAACCUCUUCUGGCACUAAACGUCAUCCAGACUUCAUUCAUCGUCUCAUAAUUUCCCAGAAACAAAGAUUAAGUCAGGUGAGGCUGGGAAAAGAAACUAGAGCAGGAGUGUCAAACUCCUCUUAGUUCAGGUUCCACACUCAGCUCAGUGUGAUCUGAAGUGAUCCGGACCAGUAAAAUCACAGCAGAAUAACCUAUAAAUAACCACAACUUCUAAUCUUUUCUUUGUUUUGGUGCAAGAAAGUACAUUCUGAAAAUGUUCACAUUUAAGGAAUUAUCAUUUUACAAAACAUCAUGAACAACCUGAAGUUUCUUCAGAAAAAGAAAUUCAAUUUCAACAACGUUCAGCCUCAGUUCAUCAUUUACACAUUACAACUUCCAGAUCACAGAGUGUCUACAAAGACACAAAACAUUUAGUCACAGCUAUCUGGAACUGAACGGUGUAGUAUUUUACUUUAUGAUCAAAAUAACAAAAGUCAAGACUAUAAAAGACAAAAAACAAAAACAAGACAAAAUGUAACAAAAUGAGAUACAAAACGACAAACGACACAAAAGACAAAAAGUUUUACACAAAAAAGUUAGAAAGUGACAAAAAAGUGGACAAACAACAAAAAUUAGACAAAAAAAUAACAAUUGAGAAACAAAACGACAAAAAAUAGACAAAAAACACAAGCAAGACAAAAAAGGAAACAAAAUGACAAAAACAUAAGACAAACAACAAAAAUCAGACAAAAAAAACGAAAGACAAAAUAUUACAAAAAUGUCUUUCAUUUUUACACUUUACAAAGUCGUCCCACGGGCCGGAUUGGACCCUCUGGAGGGCCGGUUUUGGCCCACGGGCCACAUGUUUGACACCCCUGCUCUAGAUAAUUAGAAGAUUUCUUCCCUGUGGUAUGAGGUGGCUGUGAAGAGAGGAGGAAAAGAGAGGCAGACUUUACUGUGACUUGAAUAGAUGUUGUUUAAGCGAAGGCAGAGAGCAUGUUGAGAAGGAAAAUGUCAGCCAACUUUCUGUGUAAUUAUCUUUCACAUUGUUGUAGCAAGAAUAUAGACACUACAGUUAAACCUUCACCACUCAUUUAUUAAUAACUGGAAGGGAUUAAAUCAGAACAUUUUAGACAAGCAAGUUUGCAGUUUUGGAAUAAAAUACAAAAGGAUAAAACUAGCUUUCUUGGCAGGUAAAAGUGUCCUGGAGGGAGGAAUAUUUGAGAACUACAGUCAUCUGCUUUCACUGCUGAGACAGACGUGAAGAUGGAUGAGAUUCUCAUGUCUGCACGGCAAACAUAAAGCGACCGGUAGCAACAGGUUAGCGUAGCUUAGCACGAAGAUAGUAAACAGGGAAACAGCUAGUCUUACUGUGUAAAAAAACGGAACAAAAUUCAACGACCAAGUUCUCUCAGGAUUUAUUAAAUAAUAUUUUUCCAUUUUAAUUAGUUUUGGAGACAAGACAUUUGAAGUGAUGGAAAGUAACACAAGUGUUGCAUUCAAGUACAGUUUAAAGUUAUUUGGAUCAUUCCAGAACUGGAGGACAUUUAAACAAUUAACCUUCUCUUUUACAGUUUUCUGCUCCAUAUUCAUCAAUAAUAGGUAUUCAUUGGCUCAGCUUCCACAUCAAUGGUAGCAUUUUUAUUCCAUGUUUUCUGUGUUGUUUGCUAACCCUACUCUAAUCACAGUAACAGGGUUGCUAAUCCAUGCUAAUGUGAUCUUUUUCUCAGCAGUAGAAGCUAGAUAUUUAGCUGCUGUUACUGCUGACCAAGAGGACAAACUGACUGAUGGAAAACAGUCCAAAGAAUUAGUCUGAUCCUGAUAAUAUGAGGUAGAGUGAGACAUUCAAUCAAGGCUGACAAUGGGAUGAAAAGAUGAAAAAUAGAAGAGAGGACAUAGCUUUGCUCUACACAUUCUUUAGGAAAACUGUUUGAUGAUGUAAAUGACAAAAACAAGACAAAAAAUGACAAAAACAAAACUAAAAACGACACAAAAUGACAGAAACAAGACAGAAAAUGACAAAAACAAGACAGAACAACAAAAACAUCAACAGGUUCUGCUAACAUGUUGUGGGACACGUUCCAUGUAUAAUAAUUGUUAUUUCAAAUAUUAUGUUGAUUAAAAAAAUGUUCCCACAAUUACAAGAGACGUCAAUGAAAAAAUAAAACCAACAAAAGGAGUUUUAAAUGUAAUUUUAACAGUUUUAUUUUAGAUUCAAUCUGAUCAUCAGGGGGGUGGAACAAGAGAAAAAUGGCAUUUUAGGGGGAACUUAUUUGGUAUUUUAAAAAUAUUUUCAAAUGUUCUUUUCUCCUAGUUUUCUUAGAUUUGGUCUCAGGACAAGAAUAUUUACACAACAACUGUAUGUUUUAGUUUUUUUUACAUGGAUUGUUUGAAAUUUGAUGGAUGGGAUAUAAAAUGUCCUCCAGUUCUGGAAUGACCCAUUACUUGACUACUUUACUCGAGUAUUUCUAUUUUCUGCAAAUUGUACGUGUUACUCCACUACAUUUACAGAUUUGGUUUAGCAACACAAAAAAUAAGCAAAAAAUUAUGUCAUUUUAUAGAUUAAGAUAAAAAUGUAUGGAUCCAGCAGAUGAACUAUAAUCCAACUAUUCCAAAGUAUGCCAUUCUGUAUAAACAGUACUUUAAAUUUGGUACCUCUGAGGAUAUUUUCAUGACUUCUACCUGUAAAACAGCAUUCCCACACUGGGAUAUUAGUGUUUCUACCUAAGAAUAAGAUGUGAGUCUUGCUUUUUUCCACCUUUCUCAGACGUUUUAACACCUAGAUGGUCCCUCCUGUUUCCAGUCUUUGUGCUGCGCUACGUUUGCUGUUUUCUCUUGCUAGCUUUCUAUUUAAAUCACAGACAUGAACACACCUUGUCAUAUAACGCCUGCACACAGCAGAGUAUUUACAGUAACGUCUAUUAUUUUUAAUUAAGAAGUGCCAGAAUGUGUCUGAAGCUAAAUGGCCUGCAGGGUUCUGCGAGCAGAGAGCAUGCUGGGAGUUUUUUCUGCAUUUUGGCGGGCUGCAGGGCGGAGAGGGAGGGAGUGUCGGAGUAGCCGGCUGAGGUCAGAGAUGCUCUGGAGGAUCUGGUGAAAGAGACUGUGGGAGCCAUGGAGCUUACGGAGGAUUAUUCCACAUGCAGGGACAGCUGUCGUACUCAUGCUCACACACGUCUGCUGCAGUGUGUGUUUAGACGGUGUACACGCCACCAUUCCAGCAGUGUUCACAUGAUGCAUUACAGGAAGACGAUUGGAGAACUUGUUUUUUUGUUGUUUUUUGUACUCGUUCACGCCCUCAGUCUCUGAACACUGUCGCUCUGUUUGUUCUGACAAUCACAGCACAACUCUCUCUGCUACUGUGGCUCCUGUAAAUACAGUAAAAGCAUACAGGUUGCAUUUUUCAAUAAAGUGUGACGAUGGCGUUUUUGAAUAUAUCA
This is a messenger RNA of Amphiprion ocellaris (clown anemonefish), 5912 nucleotides long. Its product is annotated as Na(+)/H(+) exchange regulatory cofactor NHE-RF2. NCBI's taxonomy places the organism in Eukaryota, Metazoa, Chordata, Actinopteri, Pomacentridae. Gene Ontology annotation, cellular component: apical plasma membrane. The transcript is spliced from 6 exons. Gene Ontology annotation, biological process: protein localization to plasma membrane. The coding region runs from base 470 to 1615 and encodes 381 amino acids. Gene Ontology annotation, molecular function: signaling receptor binding; protein-membrane adaptor activity. The record is from RefSeq and is a predicted model, not a curated record.